AUGAAAGUGUUUAUUUUAACAUUUUUUCUUGGAAUAGUACAUGCAUCAUCAAAAAACAUUGAAUUUAUUCAUAAAAAAUCUACAUUAGAUCAGUUAUUAGAUAGGUCAUUAUAUUCAAUAACUAAAGAAAGGAUUUUUGCUUUAAUUCUAAAAGAAAAUGCAAUUAAUAAUCAUUGUCAUGAAAAGCUAAAAGAAUAUUGUGAAGAUUUGGAAAAAAUAGGUCUAAAUUUAAACAAUUAUCAUUUUAAAUUGAACGAGUUAUGUGAAAAAUCGAAGAUGAGUGAAAAAUGUAUUAAUUUAGGAGAAAAUAUUAAGAAAAGUUGUGAUAUACUUAAACAUGCUUUAACAGAUGCUAUAAAAAAACCAUCAGCAACAAAUGAAGAUUGUGAAAUGGAAACUGAAUGUAUGUUUUGGGAGGGAGUAUCUCCAGAAGAACUUACAGAAAAAUGCAAUAAUUUAAGAAUAAUUUGUAGAAAAAGAAAAAGACAUAAUUUAACAAAAAAAUUUCUUUUAAGAGUAUUUAAUGAAAAUAUAAAAACAGUAGAAACGUGUAAACAAGUUAUUAAUGAGAAAUGUCAUGUAUUCAUGAAAGAAAGCGAUGAAUUAAUGCAGUUUUGCUUAAGUCCUUUAAAUAGAUGCAGGGACCUUAUACAUUUUAUGAAAGAUGAAUACACCGAAUUAAAAAUAAAUAUAGAACAGUUUUUUAAAAAUCCUAAAAUAUCAGAAGAAAAAUGUAAUUUUUUGCUUGAUGAGUGUUACUUUUAUGGAUCAAAUUAUAAUAAUAAUCUUCAAGAUAUAUGCAAAGAACUAGAAAAAAAAUGUAAAAAAAAAGUGAAAUACAUACCACCAAGUUCAACCUUUAAUCCAAUAGGAAAAGAUUUUACAUUGAUGGAAAAAGUAAAAAAAAAGAAAUUAUUUAGAGAUGAAAUUGGAAAGCCGAGAAUGAAAGAUAUGAUCGACCUUUUAGUAUUAAUGGUAAACAAUGAUCUAGAAGACUGCAAAACUUAUGUUGAAAGAUGUUAUGAAUUUUGUAGCUCUCUACCUCAACUAAAAAAUUUAUAUGACAACACUAAAAAAAAAAUAAGUGAAAAUAAGGAAGAAAUAUGUACUAACCUAAAAGACACUCUAAAACCUAGAUGCAAAGCUUUAAAAUUAGAAUUGUACAGCUUAUCAUUAUCAGACACAACCGACGAUAAUAAAGAAACCACACUACUGAAAUGGACUGAACAAUUUACAGAAUUUGAUGAAGAGCUUUGUACAGAGUUAGAAUCAAAAUGUUUUUAUUAUAGGAGACCUUGUAAUUUAGAAAAUAUUAAGCUUAACAAUGCAUGUGGUAAUGUGAAUUCAGCAUGCUUAAAAACACGACUUCUUAAAAGAGAAUAUCAACUACUUCAAAAUAAAUUAACAGGGAAACUUCAUAAUUUAAUGAUAAAUGAUGCUCUCAAAACAUGUGUAAAUGAACUGUUAAAUCUAUGUAAGGAAAAUGUUGACAUUAAAGAACCACUUUUAGCAGAUUUAUGCUUGCAUCCAAAAAAUACAUGCCAGAUGCUUGCAAAAGAUAUUGAAAAACAAAGUCAAGAAUUAAAUAAAAAUCUAAAUAAGAAAAAAGAUUCUAUAAAUGAAGAAGAUUGCAUGGAACUGGAAGAAAAAUGCAAGAUACUAGGACAAGAUUCAAGAAUAAAUGAAUUUUUAUGUCUUGAACUAAACAAGAAGUGUGAUCAUUUAAAAAAUACAAAAGAAUUAGAGGAAAUUUUGAUAAAAGAAAAAACAGAGAAAUUGUAUGAUUUACAUACAUGCAUAAAAAAAAUGACAGAAAGAUGUAAUAACUGGCCUAAAAAAACGAAAACAUUAUUUACUAUUUCGUGUAUACAAGUGAACAUUACUUGCAGAAUAAUUAUUGAAGACGUUAAAUUUAAAUGCAAUACAUUAAGAAAAAAUAUGAAUAUUAUGAAAAUUUCAGAAAAAAUAAAAACCAAAGAUAUAAAUAUAAAAAAACAAAUAUGCGACUUUUGGGAACCAUAUUGUGAUAAGUUUAUGUUAAGUUGUAAAGGACUUAUACAAAAUGAUAGCAAAGAUGGAAAAUGUGAAGAACUAAAAGAGAAUUGUAAAUCAUAUCAGGAACCAAGUGAAGGUUUAAGAAUGAAUGGCUGGAGUAUUAUAAAAGAAACUAUACUAGGAGUAAUAAUUUCACUUGUAAUAUAA
Molecule: messenger RNA, 2202 nt
Organism: Pneumocystis jirovecii RU7
Lineage: Eukaryota; Fungi; Ascomycota; Pneumocystomycetes; Pneumocystales; Pneumocystaceae
Exons: 3
Coding region: 1-2202 (733 amino acids)
Source: RefSeq, a predicted model, not a curated record